Colletotrichum godetiae is the source of this 1680-nucleotide messenger RNA. Its product is annotated as amino acid permease. Lineage: Eukaryota; Fungi; Ascomycota; Sordariomycetes; Glomerellales; Glomerellaceae. The transcript has 2 exons. Gene Ontology annotation, cellular component: membrane. Gene Ontology annotation, molecular function: amino acid transmembrane transporter activity. Gene Ontology annotation, biological process: amino acid transmembrane transport. The record is from RefSeq and is a predicted model, not a curated record. Bases 1 to 1680 code for a protein of 559 amino acids.
AUGGAAACUACCAGUGGGAAGCUGAAAGGGAGGCCAGAGAGGCCAGGAGACCCCGCCGACAUCGACAUCGAGCCGGCAACGGCGACGAGAACCGGCACAGUAGCGGAACUCAAGCAACAGCAAGAGCUACAACAUAUUGGAACACUCGAUCGAAAAUUGAAAUCGCGGCAUGUUCAAUUUCUCGCUCUCUCGGGAGCCAUCGGCACGGGACUCUUUGUUGGCAGCGGUCAAGUUCUGUCGCUGGCUGGGCCGUUGUCCGCCUUCAUCUGCUACGCCGUGACCGGGUUCAACCUAUACUGCGUGAUCAACUGCCUUGGUGAGAUGGCUGCGUGGCUUCCAAUCCCGGGAGCUGUGCCAAUCUUUGCUGCGCGGUUCGUUGAUCCUGCGCUGGGGUUCACUCUGGGAUGGAACUAUUGGUAUCAAUUCGCCAUCGGCGUCCCGAUCGAAGUCACCGUCUCGGUGGUUAUCCUCGACUACUGGGACCACGCCAUUCCGCAAGCCGCCCUCAUCACAAUCUUCUUCGCAGCAAUGGUCCUCGUCAACUGCCUUCCGGUCCGCAUAUACGGGGAAGCGGAGUUCUUCUUUGGCGCCAUCAAGCUCACCACGAUCGUCGGGCUCAUCAUCCUGAUGUUCGUGAUCACCGUGGGCGGCGGGCCGAAUGGGGAUGCCAUCGGCUUUCGGUACUGGCACGACCCCGGGCCGAUGAACGAGUACCUCCGACCCGGCGCUCUCGGCCGCUUCCUCGCCUUUUGGAAAGUCUUUAUCCAAGCCACAUUCUCGUACGGUGGCAGCGAAAUGGUUGUCGUCGCGUCCGGUGAGACGGAGAACCCGCGCCGCAAUAUCCCAAAGGCCAUCCGCCGCGUCUUUUGGCGCAUCGCGAUAUUCUAUGUUCUCGCCAUCUUCCUCGUCGGGCUGUGUGUCUCAUCAGAGGACCCUAACCUACUCAAUGCGAUUAGCAGCAGCAGCCCCGGCGCCGCGCAGAGCCCGUUUGUCAUUGCUAUCAGCAACGCCGGCAUCGGGACACUGCCCUCGAUCAUCAACGGCGUGAUCCUCAGCAGUGCGUGGAGCGCCGGCAACAGCUUCUUUUACGCCUCGACGCGGGUCCUCUAUGCCGCCGCACUCGACGGCAAGGCGCCCGCUGUCCUAAAGUGGGAGCGCUUCGGUGUGCCGUACGCCUGCGUCGCAGCCACGUCGGCGCUGGGAUGCCUGGUCUACCUCAACGUGAACAACCGCGCUACCGAGGUGUUUUUCUGGAUUAGCAACCUCAGCGCCGUGAGCACACUGGUCGUCUGGGCCAGCGUGUGCUACACCUACCUGCGGUUCUACCAGUGCCUACGACACCAUGGCAUCGACCGCAAUACGUUGCCGUACAAGGCGCCGAUGCAGCCGUUUCUCGCGUACUUUGCCAUUGUCUUCUGUCUCGUUGUGGCGUUCUUCAAUGGAUUUGAUGCGUUCUUUCCGGGGCGGUUCAGUGCCAAGACGUUUUUGCCGCCGUAUAUUGAUAUUCCGAUCUUCUUGUCAUUUUUCCUCGGUUAUAAGCUUGUCAAAAAGACCAAGUUUGUGAAUAUUUCCGAGAUGGAUAUCUGGUCGGGCAAAGCGGAGAUUGAUCGGCUUGAGCCGACGUGGCCGGUGGUGAAGCCUCGCAACUGGUUGGAAAGGAUUUGGUUUUGGAUCGCGUAA